Messenger RNA from Effrenium voratum, 1737 nucleotides. The record is from the annotation of a GenBank genome assembly. NCBI's taxonomy places the organism in Eukaryota, Dinophyceae, Suessiales, Symbiodiniaceae.
AUGGUUUCAGCCGAUUGGGGAAUCGGGGCGGAAGCCGUGGCACGUUCUCGCUGGAAUGCGCAGCCGGGAUACUGGGGAGUCAGCACCGGCCUGCUGUGGGAACGGCUGCGCUACCGGCUGCAGUCCGGCUCGAUCACCAAUUGGCAGCUUGUCGGCCCGGUUCCGGCGCGGCUGCUGCUGUCGCCGUCAUGCCUGCGGCCCAGCGAUCCGCUUCUGGCGCGCGACUUCUAUCAGGGGCGCUACAGCUUCGGCGGGCGCACGGUCGAGACCGGCAGCCAGUCGCCCUUUCUGGCGGAGCCGCCAUCGGCGGCCUGGUAUGCCGAACUUCACGGCUUCCGGUGGCUGCGCCAUCUCGCCGACGCCAACACCGAUCUUGCGGCAGCGCAGGCACGCGCGCUGAUCGAGGACUGGAUCAGCGGCUACGGCAAGCGGCUGCGCGAACCGGCCUACGACCUGCCGACCACCGCCAGCCGCUUGAUUGCCUGGAUCCAGCACGCCCGCUUCUUUCUGCAGAGCAGCGAGCACGGUUUCUACCGCCGUUUCAUGAUGUCGCUGUCGCGGCAGGUUCGAUAUCUGCGCAACGCGCUGCGCGGCUAUCCGGACUGCAUCGACACGCUACAGGCGCUGAUCGCCCUGUCGGUCGCUUCGCUCGCCAUCCCGACGGCCGAGCGCCGCCAGCAGCGCAUUGCCCGGCAGCUCGAAUUCCAGCUCAAGCGCCAGAUCCUGCCAGACGGUGCCCAUGUCAGCCGCAACCCGGCGCAUCUGCCCGAACUGCUCGCCGAUCUUCUGCCGCUGGCGCAAUGCUAUGUGGCCGCCUCGCGGCCGGUGCCGCCCGAACUGGUGCGUGCCGUCGACCGGAUGUUUCCGCGCCUGCGUGCCAUGCGCCACCGCGACGGGCAUCUGGCGAUGUUCCACGGUGCCGGAUAUGACAAGACAGACCUGAUCGCCGCCGUGCUGCGGCUCGACCAGACCGAGGGCAAGACCGGGCCGCAUGCGGUCCAGAGCGGCUACUAUCGGCUCGAGGCCGGCGACACGGUGAUCAUCGCCGACACCGGCACGAUACCGAAGGGCAUUGACGGGGCGAACUGCCAUGCCAGCGCGCUGGCCUUCGAACUGUCGACGCUGCGCGGCCGGAUCGUCACAAAUCUGGGCGUCGACCGGCUGCUGCGGGCUGAUUUCGGGCCGGUCGCCCGCGCCACCGCCGCCCAUUCGACGCUUUCGGUGGGCGAUGUGUCGUCGGCGCGCUUUCGCCGCUUCGCCGGCGCGCCCCGAAGGCAUGACUGGCGCGCGGUGUCCGGUCCGCGCCGGGUCGCGGUCUCCGACUGGCAGAGCGACGGCAUGACCGGCUUUUCGGCCGAACAUGACGGCUAUCAGCGCGUCUUUGGCCUUGUGCAUGAACGCGGCAUCGCAGUCCGGCCCGAUGGCGGCCGUGUCGACGGGUACGAUCUGCUGCGCCCGCCCUCCGGCCGCAAGCCGCAUGCGGUUGCGGCGCAAUUGCGCUUUCAUUUCCAUCCGGGCGUGCGCGUGAGCGCGACGCAGGCGGCCAACACGUUCCUGCUCUCUCUCGAAAGCGGCGAACGCUGGGCGUUCCGCGCCAUCGGUGCGCCCGCCGCGAUCGAGGAAAGCCUCUUUCUGGCGGCCGUCGCCGGCCCCGUGCGCACGGCGCAGAUCGCGAUCGGCAUCGAGUGGCCGGAGACCGAACGGGUGAGCUGGCGCUUCGAGCGACUGUCCGACUGA